UCUUCGAAAGCCCUUUCGUGCAUUCAGGCCUUUCCUCAGAUUAUUUCCCACCCCCACGACCGCAUACAGCCUCCCUAGACGAACAGCCCCCACCUCAGGGCUCUCUUCACAUGGUUGCUCCUGGAACUGCACACAACCCCCUUCAAACUGGGCCCCCCAUCCCACGAGAACCCCUCUUCUCAGCCAAGAGCCCUUCUCUCACUCCGGAAACAUGCUCUUCACGCGGGAGCCCCCCCAGUCUUUGGAGUACGCACCGUCCCCGUCCCGGGGGGCUCUUACCUGCUCCCGAGGGUCCCGCUUCCAUCCCAUAUACCCGUGCGGAGGUCAGGCGGCCCAGAGACUGUGGAGUCCAGCGUGAGGGGCCUAGGGAGCCCGCACUCUCGCCGCUCGGGCUCCCGGGCCGGGCUCGGCUGCCCCCCCAAGCCCGGCCGCUCGCGCCGACAACCCCGCAACCUCCGUUGCCGUUGCCGCCGCCGCCGCCGCCGCCGCCGCCGCCGCCGCCGCGGAGCCUGCAGCAGCUCCUCCUACGAGCUCCCGGGCAGCUGCCAGUGCGCAGGCGCGACCGCUUGGCCCAGGGGGCGGACGGGAACGAGUCAAGCGGGGCGCUCCGACGGCAACAAAGGCCAAUGGAGAGGGGCGGGGGCACGGGGACCGGAGGCAGCGGCCCCUGGCGGUCACCCGUCGUCGUGCAGCCCGGAGGGAGGGCUCAGGUAGCGGCGCCGCGGAAACAGUAGUGCCGGGUGCUGGGCGCUGAGACAACAGACUUGUGAGAGACCCUGCCUACCCUGGAAGAUGUCACAGUCUUAAUUUAAGUGCGGUUACAGACCUCUGUCUACAGGACCUGCAAGGCACCUGCUUCCACUUUCUCAUCCACUCAGCUCAUGAUAGCUGCUGUCAUGAGCAGGUCAAUCUGCUUUUCCCACCAAGUCAUUUAAAUGACUUUUUGUGUCAAAGUCCAAAAGAUAGUAUUUAAUUAUUUCUCUGCAGCAUCUGACACUGUAUCUCUCCUUUAAAAAAAAAAAAUGACUUCUACUUGGCCUGGGCAUUUUUGAAGUCUCCUUAGUUAAUGCUUCUGACCUUUUCAAUUUUCUUCAAGGGCCUCUCUUGCUUUUACCCCAAUAAAUAAGUGUUCACUGUA
Messenger RNA from Heterocephalus glaber (naked mole-rat), 1138 nucleotides. NCBI's taxonomy places the organism in Eukaryota, Metazoa, Chordata, Mammalia, Rodentia, Bathyergidae. The record is from RefSeq and is a predicted model, not a curated record.